UGCUCUGCUCCGCGUCGUCAAAGACGACCAGAAAGAAGAGAAGAAUUUUUUUUUUUCAUUUUCUAAUAAUUAAAAAAAAAAAUCCAAGCACUAGCAACAAUAAAAUAUAAAAAUUAUUAGAUUAUUUUUUUAAUUUUAAUUUUUUUUUUAUCUAUAUAAACCCUAGAAAAGGGCCGGGGCGGAGAAGACGAGGUCUUCGGCUCAUGGAAUCCAUGGCCGCCGCUGCCCGGAGACUCCGCCUUCUUCUUCGCUCAACCGCCGUGCUCUACCUCCUCGCUGCCGCCUUCCUUCUUGGAUCUGCUGGAGUUCUCUACUCGCGCUUCACUUUCGCUGCCUUCUCUGACUCAUACACCCCGCCGUCCCCCGGGUGCCGGCCAGAUGGGGAGGGCUCUUGGUCUAUUGGCUUGUUCUAUGGCGAGUCUCCACUGAAGCUUCAGCCUCUGGAAUUGAGGGAGAUGUGGAGGAACGAGAGCGCGGCGUGGCCGGUGGCGAAUCCGGUGUUCACUUGUGCUUCGGUUUUGGAUGCUAGGUCUCCGAGUAAUUUCGUGGCGGAUCCUUUUCUUCAUAUCCUGGGCGAUACAUUUUACUUGUUUUUUGAGACUAAAAACUCUAUCACACUUCAAGGGGAUAUUGGUGUUGCUAGGAGCACAGACCGAGGAGCGACAUGGAAGUUCUUGGGUAUUGCUUUAGAUGAAGAGUGGCAUCUUUCUUAUCCAUAUGUUUUCAGCCAUGAGGACCAAAUAUUCAUGAUGCCUGAAAGCAGCAAGAAAGGGGAACUGCAUCUUUAUCGUGCAGUUGAUUUUCCUUUGCAAUGGAAACUGGAAAAAGUCAUUUUGAAGAAACCCCUUGUUGAUUCAUUCAUCAUCAAUCAUAAUGGCUACUAUUGGCUUUUCGGGUCUGAUUUUAGUGCUUUUGGUGCUAAAAAGAAUGGACAGCUGGAGAUUUGGUAUAGCAGCUCCCCACUUGGUCCAUGGAAACCUCACAAGCAGAACCCUGUUUACAAUACAGACAAGAGCUUAGGGGCUCGAAAUGCAGGCAGGCCUUUUGUUUACAAUGACAUCCUUUACCGCACAGGACAGGACUGUGGAGAAACUUAUGGGCGCCGAAUACGAUUGUUCCAGGUUAAGGUGCUUACCCCAGAUAACUAUGAAGAAGUAGAAGUUCCUUUUGGUAUCGAAGAGUCAAGAAAAGGUCGAAAUGCUUGGAAUGGUGCUCGCUACCACCAUCUGGAUGUGCAAAAGCUUCCAUCUGGUGAAUGGAUCGGGGUGAUGGAUGGUGACAGGGUUCCGUCAGGUGAUUCAGUUCGCAGGCUUAUUCUAGGAUACAUUGCAUUUGGACUUGUGACAAUACUGGUUAUUGUAUCAGGAGUACUAGUUAGCGCGAUCAAAUGUAUCGUACCUCUCAGCUGGUGCCUUCCUAUUUCAGCAAAAAGAAGUGAUUCUAUCAGUCAAAGGAGGUCCUAUUUUCAGUUAUAUCCUAAACUGAGAUGGCUUUUCACCCAUCUCAACAGGCUUGGUUCUCCUCUGCAAGGAAGAAUAAAUCCUAAUAAUUGUUCAGGCAGGUCUCUUUUGGCUUUAAUACUUAUAGUUGUUUUGGCAUUAACUUGCAUCGGUACCCAUCAUGUUUACGGAGGCAAUGGUGCAGAAGUCGCUUACCCAGUCAAGGGGCAGUACUCUCAGUUUACAUUGCUGACCAUGACAUAUGAUGCAAGGAUAUGGAAUUUGAAGAUGUUUAUUAAGCAUUAUUCAAGAUGUUCUUCAGUCAGGGAAAUUGUAGUGGUGUGGAAUAAAGGUCAGCCUCCAGUUAACGGCGACUUUGAUUCUGCUGUUCCUGUUAGGAUCAGAAUAGAAGACAGAAACUCCUUGAACAAUAGGUUCAAGGCUGACCCAUUGAUAAAGACGCGAGCUGUUCUUGAGCUUGAUGAUGAUAUCAUGAUGACAUGCGAUGAUGUUGAGCGGGGUUUCAGGGUCUGGAGGGAACAUCCAGAUCGAAUUGUCGGUUUCUACCCACGCCUUGCAAAUGGAAAUCCAUUGCAGUACAGAGACGAAAGAUACGCCCGCCAGCAGAACGGGUAUAACAUGAUACUGACAGGUGCAGCAUUCAUCGACAGCAAACUUGCAUUCGACAUGUAUUGGAGUGACCUUGCAAAGGAAGGCCGGGAAUUUGUCGACAAGAAAUUUAACUGCGAAGAUGUCCUUCUGAACUACUUAUACGUGAAUGCCAGCAAACCCGGGAAGACUGUAGAGUAUGUCAGGCCUUCAUGGGCAAUCGACACAUCGAAAUUCACAGGAGCAGCCAUUAGUAAGAACACACAAGUGCAUUACCAGGUGAGAAGUGAGUGCCUGGUUAAGUUUGCAAAGAUGUAUGGGAAUUUGGCUGCUAAUAAAUGGAGCUUCAAUGGCAGAACAGAUGGGUGGGAUGUAUAGUGUUCUAGAUUAUUACUUUGAUCUUCAGCUUGUAUCCUGUUUUUUCCCUUUUUUUUUUUUUAAUUUUUGUAACAUUUGCCUUUUUGGCAUUCUCUUGUGUAAUUUAUUCUCUAAUUUAUUAAACUGUAUGUUUAAUUUAAUGAUUUUGUUAAGGAACAGAA
Dioscorea cayenensis subsp. rotundata (Guinea yam) is the source of this 2587-nucleotide messenger RNA. RefSeq names its product glucosamine inositolphosphorylceramide transferase 1. Gene Ontology annotation, cellular component: membrane. Lineage: Eukaryota; Viridiplantae; Streptophyta; Magnoliopsida; Dioscoreales; Dioscoreaceae. The record is from RefSeq and is a predicted model, not a curated record. Gene Ontology annotation, molecular function: glycosyltransferase activity. The transcript is spliced from 4 exons. The coding region runs from base 204 to 2426 and encodes 740 amino acids.